Rhea pennata is the source of this 3303-nucleotide messenger RNA. RefSeq names its product ras homolog family member T1 (gene RHOT1). Gene Ontology annotation, molecular function: calcium ion binding; GTP binding; GTPase activity. The record is from RefSeq and is a predicted model, not a curated record. The transcript has 21 exons. The coding region runs from base 138 to 2261 and encodes 707 amino acids. Lineage: Eukaryota; Metazoa; Chordata; Aves; Rheiformes; Rheidae. Gene Ontology annotation, cellular component: cytoskeleton; cytoplasmic vesicle; cell projection. Gene Ontology annotation, biological process: mitochondrion organization; engulfment of apoptotic cell; mitochondrion transport along microtubule.
CGAGGGAAGAGGAGGCGGCGGCGGCAGCAGCAGCGCGGAGGGGGUCGCGGCGUGAGGGGCUCGCAGGCCGCAACGGCCCCGCUUCCCCCGCUCAGCCUCAUGUGAGCCGCCCCGCGCCGGGGCCAGCGAGCACGGCCAUGAAGAAGGACGUGAGGAUCCUGCUGGUGGGGGAACCCAGAGUUGGGAAGACAUCGCUAAUUAUGUCUCUUGUCAGUGAAGAAUUUCCGGAAGAGGUUCCACCCCGUGCUGAAGAAAUCACCAUUCCAGCUGAUGUUACCCCAGAAAGAGUGCCAACCCACAUAGUGGAUUAUUCAGAAGCAGAGCAAAGUGAUGAGCAGCUUUACCAUGAAAUAUCACAGGCAAAUGUAAUUUGCAUAGUAUAUGCUGUUAACAACAAGAAUUCUAUUGAUAAGGUAACAAGCCGAUGGAUUCCUCUCAUCAAUGAAAGGACAGACAAAGAUAGCAGGCUGCCUCUUAUAUUAGUUGGAAACAAAUCUGAUCUAGUGGAAUAUAGCAGUAUGGAAACUAUCCUUCCCAUUAUGAAUCAAUAUACAGAGAUAGAAACCUGUGUAGAGUGUUCAGCAAAAAACUUGAAGAAUAUAUCUGAGCUAUUUUAUUAUGCACAGAAAGCUGUUCUGCAUCCUACAGGUCCUCUGUAUUGCCCAGAGGAGAAAGAGAUGAAACCUGCCUGUAUUAAAGCACUCACUCGUAUUUUUAGAAUUUCUGAUCAGGAUAAUGAUGGUACUCUCAAUGAUGCAGAGCUCAACUUCUUUCAGAGAAUUUGUUUUAAUACACCAUUGGCACCUCAGGCUUUGGAGGAUGUAAAGAAUGUAGUCAGGAAAAAUCUAAGUGAUGGUGUUGCUGAUAAUGGAUUAACAUUAAAAGGUUUCCUUUUUCUACACACACUCUUCAUUCAGCGAGGAAGACAUGAAACAACUUGGACUGUUUUACGUCGCUUUGGAUAUGAUGAUGACUUAGAGCUCACGCCAGAGUACCUGUUUCCUCCGCUAAAAAUUCCUCCAGACUGCACAACGGAAUUAAAUCAUCAUGCAUAUUUGUUUCUCCAAAGCAUUUUUGAUAAACAUGAUUUGGAUAGAGAUUGUGCUUUGUCUCCUGAUGAACUGAAAGAUUUGUUCAAAGUCUUCCCUUAUAUGCCAUGGGGACCUGAUGUUAACAACACUGUUUGUACAAAUGAAAGGGGAUGGAUUACAUACCAAGGGUUUCUCUCUCAGUGGACACUAACCACAUACUUAGACGUACAACGCUGCCUGGAGUACCUGGGUUAUUUAGGCUACUCCAUACUUGCAGAACAAGAAUCUCAAGCAUCAGCAAUUACAGUAACUAGAGAUAAAAAAAUAGACCUCCAGAAAAAGCAGACUCAAAGAAAUGUUUUCCGAUGCAAUGUUGUUGGAAUGAAAGGCUGUGGGAAAAGUGGAGUUCUUCAGGCUCUUCUUGGAAGAAAUCUAAUAAGACAGAGGCAAAUACGUGCAGAACACAAAUCUUACUAUGCCAUUAAUACAGUCUAUGUGUACGGACAGGAAAAAUACUUGCUGUUACAUGAUGUCAGUGAUUCUGAAUUUUUAACUGACACUGAGACCAUAUGUGAUGCUGUCUGCCUGGUAUAUGAUGUCAGUAACCCUAAGUCCUUUGAGUACUGUGCCAGGAUUUUUAAGCAGCACUUUAUGGAUAGCAGAAUACCUUGUUUAGUGGUAGCUGCAAAGUCUGACUUGCAUGAAGUUAGGCAGGAAUAUAGCAUUUCCCCUGCUGAAUUCUGCAAAAAACACAAAAUGCCUCCACCUCAAGCCUUUACUUGUAAUACUGUUGAUGCUCCAAGUAAGGAUAUCUUUGUUAAACUGACGACGAUGGCAAUGUAUCCCCAUGCCCGGUUACGCUGUAUGUGCGCCUGCAACAGGUGUACAUUUUGCAUCUGUCAGAACUUCCUCAACUCAGACUUGCUGCAAUCUGUAAAGAACAAACUCUUCACUGCAGUUCUUAACAGGUUAAGACCCUACAUAGAUGAGUUGGGUGCCAUGCUGUUAGCAGACGAGGAGAGCAGUAUUAUGCAACAGGUGCACGCCGUCAACUUUGUAGAAGAUUCCAUCUUCAUGGAGUCAUCUCUUGGUCCACGUUUACUUGAAGACAGGCAUGUGACACAAGCAGACCUCAAGAGCUCUACAUUUUGGCUUCGAGCAAGUUUCGGUGCUACUGUCUUUGCAGUUUUGGGUUUUGCUAUGUAUAAAGCGUUAUUAAAACAACGAUGAUCUGAGAAGAAGCACAUCUGCCCCUACCAAAUAAAAAUAUACUUUUAUGUACAUUCUGAAUGCUUUAAAUUCUGCUAGGAAUAUUUAUAUAUGCAGAGUUACUUUAUUAAUAUUUGUAAUUCAUGCAUAAGAUUAUUUUAACUUAUAGUUCUAAUUACAGUAUUGCAUAAAGUGUGGGAAAAAAAGAAUUGCAUCUUAGCCAGCUAAAAUGGCUUAAUUUAUGAGGCCAAAAGGGAAUUUGCUGUAAAUAACUUGUACAUACUAAGGCAGUAAGGACAUGGCUUCCCCAAAAGUUACUCAAAAUACUGUUCUUAGAUGUUUCACCAUAGUGACAUGAUAGUGUAUAAUUGAAAUUCAUUUUCAGUAGAAUAGGUUCAACUCAAGGAUCACUGUUCCUCAAGGAUUGCUUAUUUAUUACAAAUUCAUCUGAAGGGACUUCAUCUUUUGUGACUAAUCUGUACCAGGCAGAAUUUGUGAUUUUUUUUCUUAUCUAUUUUUUUUUAACUGAAAAAAAAAAUUUACCCACUGAACUAUGUAUUUCAAGAGAAAAAAAAAGUCACUAUGGCUGACUUGGCCUAUAAUUUUGUAUCUUGUAAGAUCAGUGACAUGUUUAGCAGUCUAAGAGUUCUUUUAAAAGGAAAACAGUAAACUUCAAAAACUGCCAAGCCAACUUCAUAUGCUCUGUGUAAUUCUGUUUUUUUCAUUUUCCACUGUUACAUUUUAUAACCCUUACGAAUCAGAUGAGAAGAUUUAUAUAUUGUAAAUGUUUAUAAUUCAGAAAGUGUUGUUGUUUAAUUUCUCACAUCUGUAAAUCAUACUUGCUAAGCUGUGUAUGAGCUAGAGCGAAGUAGUACACAGUGCCUAUUCUGCUGUAGGGUAUUAUUAGUUGCAUGGUUCACAGUGCAUUCGGUAACUGCCUAGAAUUACCUGUAGACACAGCUUUUUUAAUGAUCAAGCAAAUCUAACAUUAUUCCUCAUGACAAACCUAUUUUUCCAUCACUGGCCUUUUCAAGUAUUUCAAUAAAAAUAACUGUGUACUGUG